Fulmarus glacialis (Northern fulmar) is the source of this 483-nucleotide messenger RNA. RefSeq names its product olfactory receptor 8U9-like. The annotation marks the transcript as partial. The record is from RefSeq and is a predicted model, not a curated record. Gene Ontology annotation, cellular component: membrane. The transcript is spliced from 2 exons. Gene Ontology annotation, molecular function: olfactory receptor activity. NCBI's taxonomy places the organism in Eukaryota, Metazoa, Chordata, Aves, Procellariiformes, Procellariidae. Gene Ontology annotation, biological process: G protein-coupled receptor signaling pathway.
AUGUCUUUUCUAGAAAUCUGUUUCACCACAUCCAUUAGACCAGUGAUUUUAAUGAACCUUCUGUCUCAAACACUAAAGCUGUCAUACGGACAUUCUAGUGUCACUGAUGAUUUCUUCUGUUAUCCUGAACCUCUCUUGAAACUUCCCUGUGGCGAAAGAACUUGCAGACUUUGUGACAGCAGUCAUUGUUUUACUGAGCUCAUUAACAUGGACAAUCAUCUACAAUACAUCUUCUCCACUGUGCUGAAGAUCACAUCUGCCUCAGGAAUACAAAAGGUCUUCUCCACUUGUGGUGCUCAUAUUUCUGUGGCCUCUCUAUACUAGGGCAGUGCCAUAUUCACGUAUAUGAGAAUUUCACAGACUUCUCUUGAUAUCAAGAAAGUUGCGAAGGUACUGACUCCGGUGGUCACACCUUCGCGAAAUCGAAUCACCUACACCUUGAGGAAUGAGAAAGUGAAAGAGGCCUUGAGAAUUUUCACUCAC